Molecule: messenger RNA, 1970 nt
Organism: Myxocyprinus asiaticus (Chinese sucker)
Lineage: Eukaryota; Metazoa; Chordata; Actinopteri; Cypriniformes; Catostomidae
Product: zinc finger protein Gfi-1-like
Exons: 7
Coding region: 193-1389 (398 amino acids)
Cellular component (GO): nucleus
Source: RefSeq, a predicted model, not a curated record
GCUCAUACGCUUAAAACCCCCUGAGAUGGGCUGUGCGCUCUUGGGCUCAAAAUAAAACCGCGCGACUGUAAUCAUAUUACAAAGAACUGCGUGAUCAGAGAUAAAAACAGCCGCCGCAUCCGUGGAUCUGACAGAUUGCCUGAUCAUCACUAAUGUUUGAGGACGUAGGAAGAAGGAACCAGUUGAGACACAAUGCCUAGGUCUUUCUUGGUGAAAAGCAAAAAAGCACACAGCUACCACCAGCCACGGUCUUUGGAGGAUGACUACAACAGACUUGAUACUAUUUUAGCUCAUAUAUGUGCAGAAAGCAAAACUUCAGAUGAGCGGGAGUGCUGUACGGAUGCCUUGACAAGCGACACGACUGGUGCUUGUUCACCGGAUUCUCACCUGGUGGACCCCGCUGAUCUUUCUUCCAAAUCUCCUCUCAGCUGCGGAGGAAGCUUGUGCGACACCUCCUCGGAUUACGACGACUUUUGGCGACCUCCAUCACCAUCAGCAUCACUGGGAGAGUCUGAAAAAUCCUUUUCACCCUCUGUUGAAGAAACACAGCCAUUUACCAUCCCCCUCAGGCCUUACGCAUGGAGCAGGUACUCGGGAUGUGAAAUCAGACAGCUGGUUCAGCACACCCUGAACCAUCACCAAUCUCUGGAUCUGGAGCGGCCUUCUCCACCAACCUAUUACAAUAACCGCAUGGUCGAGCCCUCACUUUUCACUGAACGAGGAUCUGGAGAGGGUAUUUACAGCAGUUAUGGCUCCACUGACACACUAUUCGAGCAUGCAACUUCCUCUGGACUUUAUGAUGACAGAAGCCUACUUGGAAAAGGAGCCGAGGUGAAGGCCAUCUCUAAUGUGAUGUGUAGUAGUCUCCUGCUAAAUGGCACCUACAAAUGUGUAAAAUGCAGCAAGGUGUUUUCUACACCACAUGGCUUGGAAGUUCACGUCCGGAGGUCUCAUAGUGGAACAAGACCUUUUGCUUGUGACAUCUGUGGGAAAACUUUCGGCCAUGUGGUCAGUCUGGAGCAACACAGAGCUGUUCACUCACAGGAAAGAAGCUUUGAUUGUAAAAUCUGCGGGAAAAGUUUUAAAAGAUCAUCCACUCUGUCCACUCAUCUUCUUAUACACUCUGAUACACGACCCUACCCGUGCCAGUACUGUGGAAAAAGGUUUCAUCAGAAAUCAGAUAUGAAGAAACACACAUUCAUCCACACAGGGGAAAAGCCACACAAAUGUCAAGUGUGUGGGAAAGCUUUCAGUCAGAGUUCCAAUCUGAUAACGCACAGUCGAAAACACACUGGAUUCAAACCGUUUGGAUGUGACCUCUGUGAAAAAGGCUUCCAGCGCAAGGUCGAUUUAAGAAGACACAAGGAAACACAACACGGACUGAAGUGAGGAAACAUGCCUUUAUGGACCCAUGACUUUACCAAACACUAUUAUACAACCCACUGGAACAUUCAUAAGCUUUUUCAUUUUAACAGGCUACAAAUGCUAUUCAUUAAACUUUAAAUCAGUGUUUGAAAGUAGGUGACUAAUAGUUUACAUUAGUUGUAGAGGGCUGUUUAUGCUUUGUGAGAGUUGCCUACGAGUCAGCAGCAGGCCAGCAGGUCUGGCAGCUUUCAUGACGAUGUUGUACAGCCUAUCACAGGAUAUCUCGACCCAAAUCAAUAGCCCGCUGCAAAAACUUGCCAGGCAUCGUGUCUGAACCCUAAAUAUUAUCACCAAAAUAAUCAAGGAAGAAAUAUAAGCGCCGCGAGAAAGGACACUGUAGGUUAUCACCCAGAAUAUCAGCUGAAGGAGAGAAAAAUCACCGCAUCUCAAAAGAAUGUCACUUUGUUUUCAAUGCUCCAAAGGGAAUGGUGGCAAAACAAGCACUACAACAGACUGCGUGAUUUGCUCUGUUAAAGGAUUGUUUGUGUACUAUAGACUUAUUGAUUUGGCAACUUGUUAGGCCUUUUCCAUUCAUUAUCAUUUUU